Messenger RNA from Spirometra erinaceieuropaei, 423 nucleotides. Lineage: Eukaryota; Metazoa; Platyhelminthes; Cestoda; Diphyllobothriidea; Diphyllobothriidae. The record is from the annotation of a GenBank genome assembly.
AUGGACAAUUUUCCACCAGAAGUGCAGCACAUUUUGGCACCCGCCUUCGGCAUUCUUUCGGCCACGCAACUUACUCAGAUGGCUGAUCGGCUUAUGGAGAUGCACGGUUUUUCCAAGCCGUCUAUUUCAGCACUCUCAACUCCCUCAACUCCUCCUGCGUCUCCCAUUUCGCAGUUAGAGAUCGAGCUCAACAAGCUGGCCGAUGAUAUAGCCGCUCUCCAGAAGCCCACAGUUUCUGCCUCAUCCCGGAGCCAAACGCCGCCGUCCACCCCGCAUGUCCAGUCUUCUCAUUCAGCCCGUCCAAACGCAGCUGCCACCUGCUGGUACCACACUACUUUCGGUGCCAAAGCCCGUUGCUGCGUCUCUCCCUGCUCCUUCACCUCCAAGCAGAGCAAACGGGGAAAACCUGAAAGGCUUCUUUGA